GAGAAAGAUACGCGGAGUCUGCGAGUCGUAGAUAGCUGAACGCGGGAGAGCGCAAGUUUGCACUGGAAAAUUAUUCGUGAAAGAGGACUUUUCUCCCCGCACUCACUGCAAGUGAUUACAGGGUAGCUACACACCAACACGCAGAAGCGAAGCAAUGAAAUCUCCAAGAAUGAAAUCUCGGAGCAAAUCGCAUUUCCUCGAAGAGGAGGACGACGACUUCACCGCAGUGCUGUGCGAGUUCGACGCGGUGAUUGAGGAUUUCACGUCUCCGGUGGAGAAGAGACAUUUCAGAUACGACGAGCACUUGAAGACGAUGAAGAGACGGAGUAGCGCCAGUGUCAGCGACAGCGGAAUCAGCGACUCGGAAAGUGCAGAAUCUCUCACCAGGAACAGCCUCAGUUUCAGCGAUGAGAAGCUGAACUCCCCCUCCCCCGUCUUCUCCCCCACCUCCCCCUGCGCCUCCUUCACCUCCCCCUGCGCCUCCCUCUCAUCGCCCAGAGCCAAACUCGGAGACACAAAAGACCUGGAGGACUUCAUUGCUGACCUGGACAAGACAUUAGCAAGUAUGUGAUCUGAAGCUACAGCGCAGGGUCCACACCCUUUGGGGGGGGGGUUAACCAGUGCCCCCCCCCCCCCCCCACCUGGCACAGGCUGGCCAACCUGGAGGUGUUGAUUCUACAGGCCAACCGCAACACUCCAAUCUGUCCCGAAGUGGGAAACAUGAGCAAAAAAACUCUAUUUAAAUGGCUUUUUACAGAAUUAUAUUUGAAAUUUUAUAGAGCUGGUUAUUGUAAAUUUAUCAAUGCUACAUUUUUUUUUUUUUUUUUUGUGAAAUAUAUUUUUGUAUCUUUGUGUAAAUAUUGUUUCAGAUUCUAUUGCCUUGGCUGUAAGAAGCAUGUAAGAAGAUUUUUCCAUUUGUCUUUUUUUUUUUUGGUAUGAUUAGUUGUGUACUAAUAACUGUGAACAUGAGGUCUUAACUCACUAGUAAAUCUGGAAAAUUAAUUAUUAGGUAUUUAACACGACUAACGCCUUCCAGUGAUGACAUUAAAAAUGGAAAAUGUAGCUUUUAAGUUGCACCUCUAUUGACAUUACUGUUAUAAACUAUAUUUAUUUUCAGACUUGAUAUAUUCCGUUUAUAACUGGAAAUGUUUUUACAGUCACAGCGCCCAGUUUAUAACUGGAUAGCUGUUUUUGCAGUACACAGUGGCCGGUGUAUAACGGGAGAGAUGUUUUUACAGUCACAGUGCCCGGUUGAUAACUGGAAAGCUGUUUUUACAGCAGAGCCUAAUGACAGGGGUGUGAAAUUCAAUCAGCGGCCAAAAAAAAAAGUGAACAAAAUUGCAAAACGUCCCUAUUCGUCGUUGCAGUCUCAAGGCAAUGACAUCUUGAAAUUCCAGUAAUUGAAAACACAGUUGUAAUGGAUGCAGACAGUACCACGUAUGCAGAAAUGCAUCAUAACAGAAGUACAGAAUUAAGAUUCAGUCAGUGAGAAAACUACAGGGAAUUGGUCUCUCUGAGAUACUGUGAAGUGCAGUGUCCUUGACUGGAAUCUAUGUCAAUUCUCUGUACAGUAGAUCUGAUACAUUAUUGUACGGUGUCUCACUACUUUUGUGUCUUAUUGGCGAAUAAACAAGUUCACUGAAA
Conger conger (European conger) is the source of this 1644-nucleotide messenger RNA. RefSeq names its product regulator of cell cycle (gene rgcc). The coding region runs from base 155 to 571 and encodes 138 amino acids. NCBI's taxonomy places the organism in Eukaryota, Metazoa, Chordata, Actinopteri, Anguilliformes, Congridae. Gene Ontology annotation, biological process: regulation of cell cycle. The record is from RefSeq and is a predicted model, not a curated record. The transcript is spliced from 5 exons.